AUGAAGCAGGCGGGGGCGGCGCGGCCCGGUCGCCCCUCGCCGCUGCCGGGCGCGCUGUGGGGGUCCCCGCCACAGGCGCUGGGCGACGACACCGAGGACGUGUCGCUGGACUUGGGCGGCGAGGAGGAGCUGGCGCUGCGGAAAGCCCAAAUCAGGCACCCACUGGCCACCUUUUUCCACCUGUUUUUCCGAGUGAGUGCUAUUAUUACCUACUUGUUCUGUGACUGGUUCAGCAACAGCUUUGUUGCCUGUUUUGUCACUAUUCUCCUCCUUCUAUCCUUUGACUUCUGGUCAGUUAAGAAUGUGACAGGAAGACUCCUGGUUGGUUUACGUUGGUGGAACCAGAUUGAUGAAGACGGAAAAAGCCACUGGGUAUUUGAAGCAAGAAGGGUGUCUACGCCAGCUGCCUCAACUGAAGCUGAAGCUCGAAUCUUUUGGCUUGGCCUCAUUAUCUGUCCAGUCAUUUGGAUUGUAUUUUUCUUCAGCACCUUGUUUUCCCUGAAGCUGAAAUGGCUGGCUCUCGUGAUAGCUGGGAUCUCCCUUCAAACUGCUAAUUUAUAUGGAUACAUCCACUGCAAAUUAGGGGGACAAAAAAGCAUCAGCAGAAUAACUUCAAGGUUUUUUGUCACAGCAGAUGUUCCCAAGAGACAGACAAGAAUUUCAGAUGACUGCAUUGAAGAACAUGGAAAGACAGGCACUAGAUAGUCAUUUAAGGAAAUAAUAAAAAGAACUGGUAAAAAUACUGAUUUAUGAAAUCUGUUUUUCAUAUUAAGUUACUGAAGUGAAGCUCUUCUAGAAUUAUACCUGCAUGAAAUAAUG
Cygnus atratus (black swan) is the source of this 819-nucleotide messenger RNA. RefSeq names its product trans-golgi network vesicle protein 23 homolog A (gene TVP23A). Gene Ontology annotation, biological process: vesicle-mediated transport; protein secretion. The record is from RefSeq and is a predicted model, not a curated record. The coding region runs from base 1 to 705 and encodes 234 amino acids. Gene Ontology annotation, cellular component: Golgi membrane. NCBI's taxonomy places the organism in Eukaryota, Metazoa, Chordata, Aves, Anseriformes, Anatidae. The transcript has 6 exons.